This is a messenger RNA of Striga asiatica, 621 nucleotides long. Lineage: Eukaryota; Viridiplantae; Streptophyta; Magnoliopsida; Lamiales; Orobanchaceae. The record is from the annotation of a GenBank genome assembly.
AUGAACCUUAAGGCUUUAGAGAUCCUCCUGUCAAAUCCGGAAGUUCGAGCAACUAUCUCAGGCCUUCUCGGAAAAAAUCAUACACUAACAUUGAAAGAAGGAAAUAUCUUAGAAGAAGGAGACAUAUGUGCAACUGCCGAGGAAAAUUUGCCCGGGACCUCUGAGUUUUCGCGUGCUCCCGUCGAACGACACACAGUUGUAGAAACUCGACCCUCCACGACUGAGGCGUUACCGUCGACAGUGCUCCCGAUUGUCGUCAGAGAAAAUCUCGAGCAAACAGAAUUAACGGCAGCAAAUUGCAACGCCGCUCAAUCGCCACAGAUAGCGGAGGUUACCGGCCAACUCCACUCGAUUAAAUUUGGCUCUAUCCCAUCGGAGGGUUGCCAAGAUUUAUUGGUGCCGACGAGCUUGCUCCUCCCUGCUCAAUCGUCUUUAUCUGAUGGCGGCGACCAGGUAUGCUUUAACCCUCAGCUCCCACUUCAAGUGGAGACAUACAUUCGGGCCAAGACUUCUCAGACGGGCCUCUUGACUACUAAGGUUGAAGGAAAAGGUGAAGAAAACAAGAUUGGCACUUCUCAUUUGGAGUUCAAAUUUCAGAUCGCAGAACCAGAUUGCAGUUGA